AUGGUUUAUUCCACCGUGAAGCACCUCAAAACGGGUCACAGUGUGUCGCUUCAGUGCGCUGUGUGCUUGAUCGAGUUCAAGGACAUGGACAAGCUCAGACUUUUGCCCAAGUGCAGUCACGUGUUUCACCCUGAGUGCAUCGACGUGUGGCUCGCCUCGCACGUGACUUGUCCUGUCUGCAGGGCCAAGAUGAAGUCGGAAAACAUGGAGUUCAAGGUUGAGAUUCAGGAGUUAGAGGGAAGUGCCAACCAUGUGUUCGAUGAAAUGUCUGGGAGAACGGGUGAUGUUUCUUGUGAUGGGAACGAAGGUGGGGUUGGUGAGGGAGUUGAUGAGGUUGUUGGGAAGUGUAAUGGGACCUCAAAGGUGAGAGCUUUUGGGUUGUUAGUGAGGUCGCACUCUACAGGUCACUCUCUUGUGGAACCGGGGAAGAGCUUGGAGAGGUUCACUUUGAGGUUGCCUGAGGAAUUGAGGAAGCAAAUUCUGGAAGCUAAUCAUAAGUGUAGUGGUGGUAGUGGUGGGAUGAAGCGUUCGGCAAGCUACGACAUCAUUUUGCAGAGUGAAGUUGGUGAAGGUAGUAGUAGUAAUAAGGGGAGUAAGAAUAGUAGGUGGGUGCUGUCUAUGACACCUCCGUUUGUUUUUCGCGGUUGGAGUCAUUUUUGUACUUUUUCUGGUUUGGUACCGCCAAAUGAGUGCUCAACAUGUUCUGGGAUUCCUAGGCUUUGGGGUUCUUCAGCGGCAAGGGAAGAGAAAGGAUGUGAAGGGAGAGAGAGGGUUUGCAACUGGUAUGAUGAAAAUUCGAAGAAUGAGGGUUGUGAAAUUUAG
This is a messenger RNA of Arachis stenosperma, 822 nucleotides long. RefSeq names its product E3 ubiquitin-protein ligase ATL9-like. The coding region runs from base 1 to 822 and encodes 273 amino acids. The record is from RefSeq and is a predicted model, not a curated record. The transcript has a single exon. Lineage: Eukaryota; Viridiplantae; Streptophyta; Magnoliopsida; Fabales; Fabaceae.